AGACGGAAAGAUCUCAAAAAUCUGCUCGUAAUAAGAAAAAGAAGACAUCAAAAUCAGGAAAUGAUCGAUCAGUUCGAAGUGAACGUAAAAGUAAACAGAAGAAAUCGGCAGGCGAGAAAAGUCAAAAAAGUCGAAGAACUCGGAAAAGUCGUGGACCGAAAGGAAAUGGAUUCACCUCUCGGGAGACUAUACGAAGAAAAGAAAGAGGAGAGAAAGGAAGAAAAGAAGGAAGUAGACAAGGAGCCAUGGAGUGGAGAAGAGCCUGCUAAGAGGAUGGUAGCGAAUGGAUUCUUCACAACUACCAAUGUUGGCGGGACAUUCAAACAAACCGACAACUUCAAAACGCCGAUGGACUCGUGCCCUUCUUUCAAGAACAACAUGCACAAAAUACGAGCUCCGGAUUGUCCAAUUCCGGAAGAAAAGCUCGUGAAGUUGGCGAAUGGACCGGAGAGUUUCAUAUGUGCUGCCAAAAUCACAGUUCCGGAUUUCAACCGAACUAUGAUCCUGACUCAAGUCCCUGAUCUGUCACGCUCGCCUGAUACUGCAGACUUCUGGAGAAUGAUCCACCAGGAGAGCAUAGUUUCAGUGGUUAUUGCAGUUAUGCCUCUGGAGGUGACACUCCAACAAAUCCUGCCUCUUCUGAGCGGAACAUACUCCACUUAUGGAAAAAUGUUCGUCAACAAUAAGAAGGUUGAAUCAGCUGUUGGGAUGACUGAAUAUUGUUUGGAAAUUCUUCCCGAUGGGUGCUCAAACUCGUUGCUCACUACAGUUUACCACAUGCACAACUGGCGUCAGAAAAGAGGAUUGGAGGUUGUGACAGAUUUAGUGACUACUAUGGAGAAGGUUAUGAAAGUUAAUGAGAACUCUGUUCUGAUGAGCAUGAAUGGUACUGGAAGAGCCGGAAUUUUUCAAGAAAAGCCAAUUGAAUUCAGAAACAUUCACACACAUACUCAAUGAACCUCCAGAAACAAAAAAAACUGUUUCAGAAUUUUAAUAAUUUUAGAAAAUUAAAAAAAUUAUAGUGCGAGCUGCUGUUUCAGGUUCGACUAUUAAUUUUUCUUGAUAUUUUUUGAGAUGUUAGUUGCAAACUUUUUUAUUGAGAGGAAAACUAAAGAAGAAGAUUUAAAAUUUGGAGCGCACUUUUUUUUUCAAAAUUUCUACUGCAUCACUUUUGUGUCUUAAAAAAGUUCAAUUUCGAAAUAUGUUGGAUCAGUCAUUUCAUUAUUCAGAACAACUUGGAUUUUUUUUCAAAACAUUCAAUGAAAUUUAAUU
This is a messenger RNA of Caenorhabditis elegans, 1272 nucleotides long. It is a transcript of the gene Y116A8C.37, whose product is annotated as Tyrosine-protein phosphatase domain-containing protein. Lineage: Eukaryota; Metazoa; Nematoda; Chromadorea; Rhabditida; Rhabditidae. The transcript is spliced from 3 exons. Gene Ontology annotation, molecular function: protein tyrosine phosphatase activity. The record is from RefSeq and is marked reviewed. The coding region runs from base 61 to 957 and encodes 298 amino acids.